GACGCUCUCUUUGGCUGCGCUUCACGUCAUCUCAACCCAAAUAAUUUGCUAUAGAAGGAAACCGAAGAGUGGACAUACCGUUUUCUAUGAAUUUGGUCUGCACACGAAGUACUGUCUAGUAGCUACAUUUGUUAAUAUGGCUUGUUUUCUGUAUUUAUUGUAAAAGGUCGCGCGCAAGAAAAGGAAUUUCAUCAAGAUUUUUUGCGUUGUUUGUUAAAAUUGUGACGGUAUGCAGACAGGAUUUGUAAUUUGAGCACUGUAUUCGACAGUACUUUUCCGAAGGGAUAUACAUGUUUUACCUUGGCACACAAGGAAUGAUUUGAAUCCAAUCAAAAUGGCAUCGGCCAUUUUUUUUUUAAACAGAUUUAAAGAUUAUCUUCAUUUUGGGAGCUGCCGCUGAGCAGAACCACUCAGGCACUGAUACACUGAAGUGGUCAGGUUUUUCCCAAUCAGAAUCCUGCUUGAGAGAUGGAGGUGAUUCGUCACUCUUCUGUGUUUGCAGCCGGGGUGAUGGAGGCCUUUGAUCAUUCCCCGUCCGACAAAGAACUAGUGUCCAAGUCCAAGGCACUGUGUAGGGACUACAUACACUCUAGGCUCAACCUCUAUGGGCUAGGCUCGUCCAAAACUCAGGUGGACUCAACGCUUUGUGAUGUGGCUGCUGUGCUUCUCUGUCUCGGUGAUGAGCUGGAGUGCAUGCGGCCCAGUGUCUACCGGAACGUGGCGAGACAGCUCAACAUCUCAGUAGCCAUGGAGACCAUGGUUUCUGAUGCCUUCGUUGCUGUGGCAACAGAGAUAUUCGCAGCAGGUAUCACAUGGGGGAAGGUGGUAUCUAUGUACGCCGUGGCUGGGGCUCUGGCGGUGGACUGCGUGCGACAGAACCAGCCAGCUACGGUCCAAACCAUAGUGGACAGCCUGGGCCAGUUUGUCCGCAAUAACCUGGCCCCUUGGCUGAAGAAACGCGGAGGAUGGACGGACAUUAAGAGGUGUGUGGUGAAGUUAGAUGCCGUUCCUCAGACCCAUUGGCUGUCUCCCGUUGCCCAAUCCUGCAAGCACUUUCUAUCAACACUGUACAUCUACAUUAUGAAGGAGCCAUGAAAAGACUUGGGAGAAGAAUUCCAGGUUGAAAGAACACUUGAAGUCCUGAUGGAACACAUUUUCUGGAAGAUUGAUGACUGUCUAAACAGUGACUUUCCUUCUUGCCAAGUCACAGUAUCACAUUUGUACAAACAAUGACUGCUCUUCUUCCAAAGAGUAUUUCAUUUGGGUAGUUCCACCAAUUAGGUGCCCUUUUUAGUGCGACGAGCAGAUGAUCAACUUCAGAAAAUUCCACCCAGUCUUGGUAUUUGUUUCAUUAGUCCAUUGUUGAGGCCCAAAAUGUUUUGCAUGUCAACGACAAAGUUUGAUGUAUAACUUUCCAAAUAUAGAAAUGUAGCCCGUAUGAUGCAUCAGACUAGAAGUCAAAAUGCUGAAUUUGUCAUUUUGUUUAAUUUUCCAUGUGGUCUAUAUUAAAAAGGGCACUUCAUUUAAUAUAACAGGCUUUUAAAAUAAUUUGUGCACAAAAUAAAGGGACUCAAAGGAACUUAUUUUGUGGAAUGACCCAUACACUUCAGAUUAUGAACUUUUGCUCAGUAGUUGUACAGAACCAUGUAUCUUUCAGUGUCGUAAUGCAUUUUCCACUACUGUGUUGGCGUGAGUACUUUGGUAGGUGCUCAUACCUCUGGAUCUCACUUCAGUCUGAUACCUACAGCAUAUCAUCUCUGGGACUUUACACUGAAGAAAUGGACAAAGCAUCCAACAGUUUUUUUGCUGCACCACUGUAGAGGACAUGAAUUGUAUGAUGAGCUAUUACUGUUGUGGGAUGCACGUCUAGCCAGGCUUUGCACACUUUACAGUGCUGUAUUUGCUAGUAAUGAAACGGGGAGGGGUCAACCUUGCAUUUGUCCAAUAAGAAACUUGUUUGUUGCAAUGUUUUUGCUACGUGUGCCCUAAUGAAUACUCUCCCGUUGAUUUAUGGGGGAUAUUUUAGAAUGUUGGAUCUUUUAAAAUCUUAAUGUAUUUUAUUCAGAUACUGUAGUGAUGAUUGAAUCUUAAAGUAUCUUUCCUGUGGUCCAGUUGACUUAUUGUGCUGUAUAUACUUUCAUAUGCAAAAUAAACUUUUAAACACUA
Molecule: messenger RNA, 2166 nt
Organism: Salvelinus fontinalis (brook trout)
Lineage: Eukaryota; Metazoa; Chordata; Actinopteri; Salmoniformes; Salmonidae
Product: bcl-2-related ovarian killer protein homolog A-like
Exons: 5
Coding region: 469-1095 (208 amino acids)
Biological process (GO): intrinsic apoptotic signaling pathway in response to DNA damage; regulation of apoptotic process; extrinsic apoptotic signaling pathway in absence of ligand
Cellular component (GO): mitochondrial outer membrane
Molecular function (GO): protein heterodimerization activity; protein homodimerization activity
Source: RefSeq, a predicted model, not a curated record